AGUUCGGACAGCGGCCAGAUCUGAUCUCAUCUGAUCAUCAAAUACCUCAAGCUCUAGCCAUGGGAAACUGCCAACCAACCGUUUUUCCUUAUGAAGACUUUGAUGUAGUUGCUGACAUAAAGGCCAUCCGCAAAGCCUGCAAAGGUUUAGGAACUGAUGAGCAAGCCAUCAUAGACAUCCUAGCCAAUCGAAGUGCAGCUCAGCGACUGGAGAUCAAACAUGCAUACUUUGAGAAAUAUGAUGAUGAAUUGGUGGAGGUUUUGAAGAGUGAGCUGUCUGGUAAUUUUGAGAAGGCCAUUAUUGCUAUGUUGGAUCCUCCUCAUGUGUUUGCUGUUAAAGAGCUUAGGAAGGCCAUGAAGGGCGCUGGCACAGACGAGGAUGUCCUGGUGGAGAUUCUGUGCACUGCUACCAAUGCUGAGAUUGCCACUUACAGAGAAACCUACACCCAUGUGCAUGACAGGGAUUUGGAGGCAGACAUUGAAGGAGACACCAGUGGGGAUGUUAGGAGACUACUAACAUUGCUUCUCCAGGGUAACAGAGACGAGAGCUACGAGGUGGACGACACACUGGCAGAGCAAGAUGCCGUCUCACUUUUUGAAGCUGGAGAGGGCUGCUUUGGCACAGAUGAGUCAACUUUCAGCUUCAUUCUGGCCACAAGGAACUACUUACAACUGCAGGCCACAUUCAAAGCUUAUGAAGCCCUUUCUGGAACAGAGAUUUUAGAUGCAAUCGAUAGGGAAACCUCUGGAACUCUGAAGGACUGCUACAUUACUCUUGUGAGGUGUGCUAAGAACCCCCAGCUAUACUUUGCCCGGAAGCUGAAUGCCGCUAUGAAAGGAGCUGGAACUGAUGAAGACACUCUCAUCCGCAUCAUCGUGUGUCGCUCAGAGAUUGAUCUGGACACCAUUAAAGACAUGUUCCUGGAGAAAUAUGAUGUGUCUCUAAAAGAUGCCAUCAGAUCGGAAUGCAGCGGAGAUUUCAAGCGCCUCCUGUUGGCCAUCCUUCACUGAGAGAAACAAAAUCUAAGUGCUCAUCAUGGUUAAGGAGGCUUUCACUAUUGUCACAAUCAAUGCAAACUAAUGUGACUUAUUUUCUGUCUUAUUGUCUACAAAGAUGUUUUCAUAAAACUAAGUUUAAAGUGGAAAAUUAGUAACACAGUCUUCAAGUUCAAUAUGUUUAAUAUUAAUGUUUUUUUUAAACUGUGAAAAUAUGUAUUACAUAUAGGCCUAUAUUAUGAAGAUGUAUAACAGCACUCAAAAAUCUCAUGAGCAGCUGUCCUCACAAACAGAAAAAUGUAUUUGUGUCCAAUUUCUGUGACAUUCCUUGUUCUCGAGGCAAAAUUGGCCAGUUGAAUUUGUUUAAGUGGAGUCUUGUGGUUUCCAGGAUUACAAGAUAACAUUGGUGCAUUAUGAUGAUUAGAAGUUGAGAAGUUAGAACACAAAUAAUAUAAAGCCAGCAUUUUUAUUUUCUGUCCAGUAUCAGUCGUGAUAUGCCGCCAAUGUUUUGUCACACUAAAACCUCACAUUGUUCCUGUUUCAAAAUGUGCACGGCACUGUGAAUUCUAAAUAUGUAUGUUAAUGACUUUGUGAAUCAUGUCGAAAAAUGCUAAAAUUACAAUGU
Molecule: messenger RNA, 1620 nt
Organism: Carassius carassius (crucian carp)
Lineage: Eukaryota; Metazoa; Chordata; Actinopteri; Cypriniformes; Cyprinidae
Product: annexin A13-like
Exons: 11
Coding region: 60-1010 (316 amino acids)
Cellular component (GO): cytoplasm
Molecular function (GO): calcium-dependent phospholipid binding; calcium ion binding
Source: RefSeq, a predicted model, not a curated record